UUCCGGUCGGGUCGCCCGGCUCCUUCCGCCCCUCGUGUGUUUGGCGGGACUCACCGCGCGACGGGCCGUCAGGUGCUGGCGUGUGCAGUCUGAGUUCCGGAGACUCGAGCCGUGAGAACGUCGCCAUGCCUAAAGCACCAAAGGGAAAAAGUGUAGGACAAGAAAAAAAAGUCAUCCAUCCAUAUAGUAGAAAAGCAGCUCAAAUUACAAGAAAGGCCCACAAACAAGAAAAAAAGGAAAAAUUGAAGAAUGAAAAGGCAUUGCGUCUCAACCUUAUUGGUGAAAAACUGCAGUGGUUUCAAAAUCAUCUUGAUCCCAAAAAAGUAGGAUAUUCAAAAAGAGAUGCUUGUGAAUUAAUUGAAAGGUAUUUGAAUCGAUUCAGCAGCGAGCUGGAGCAGAUUGAGUUGCGGAACAGCUUCAAGGACAGGCAGGGCCGGAGGCACUGCUCUCGGGAGGCGGCCAUCAGGCAGACUCUGGAGCGGGAGCAGCAGCAGUACCAGGCCUAUGGCCUCGAGAUUCCAGACAUUUUAAAUGCAGAUAAUCUGAAAACUUUUAGGGAAUGGGACUUUGAUCUGAAGAAGUUGCCAAACAUUAAAAUGAGAAAAGUCUGUGCUAGUGAUGCGGUGCCCAAGAAGUCUAAGAAGAAAGCUGUGACAGCUGUAGACAGAGAUUUGGGGGAAUUGGAACUGAAAGAUGAGUCCAGUGACACAGACGAGGAAAUGACUGCAGUGGCUUAAGUGUCUUUGCUUGAGUUGAAAAUAAAUAAUUUGAGAACUUCAAGUUA
Molecule: messenger RNA, 784 nt
Organism: Budorcas taxicolor (takin)
Lineage: Eukaryota; Metazoa; Chordata; Mammalia; Artiodactyla; Bovidae
Gene: TMA16
Product: translation machinery associated 16 homolog
Exons: 7
Coding region: 126-737 (203 amino acids)
Cellular component (GO): nucleus
Source: RefSeq, a predicted model, not a curated record